Messenger RNA from Psammomys obesus (fat sand rat), 648 nucleotides. RefSeq names its product cytochrome P450 2D3-like. Gene Ontology annotation, molecular function: iron ion binding; heme binding; oxidoreductase activity, acting on paired donors, with incorporation or reduction of molecular oxygen, reduced flavin or flavoprotein as one donor, and incorporation of one atom of oxygen. Gene Ontology annotation, biological process: arachidonate metabolic process; xenobiotic metabolic process. Bases 133 to 633 code for a protein of 166 amino acids. The record is from RefSeq and is a predicted model, not a curated record. Lineage: Eukaryota; Metazoa; Chordata; Mammalia; Rodentia; Muridae. Gene Ontology annotation, cellular component: intracellular membrane-bounded organelle; cytoplasm. The transcript is spliced from 4 exons.
AGAGGAUGGAGCUCAGUGGAAGAGCGUAUUUGCCCAGGAUACGUGAGGACAGAGGUUCAAUUCCAAGUAACACUCCCAGAGCUUCGAAACCGCUAUGGGGACGUGUUCAGCCUGCAGAUGGCCUGAAGGCCAAUGGUUGUGGUCAAUGGACUGAAGGCCGUGCGGGAAGUGCUGCUGACCUGUGGAGAGGACACUGCUGACCGCCCUGAGAUGCCCAUCUUUCAGCAAAAUGGCUAUGGACCCAAAGCUAAAGAUGUGUCUGCAGGUGUGGUUUUUGCACCUUACGGGCCCGAGUGGCGAGAGCAGCGGAGAUUCUUUGUGUCCACCCUGCGCAACUUCGGCCUGGGCAGGAAAUCGCUGGAGCAGUGGGUGACGGAGGAGGCUGGCCACCUGUGUGACGCCUUCAGCGACCAGGCUGGGAGCCCCGUCAGUCCCUACAUGCUCCUGAACAAAGCUGCGUGCAAUGUGAUCGCAUCCCUCGUUUAUGCCCAUCGCUUUGACUAUGGAGACCCUUACUUCAUCAAGAUGCUGAAAAGAAUGGAAGACAGUAUGGGAGAGACUACGGGCUUGCUUCCUGAGGUAGGAGGCUCAGGGGAGCCUGCAGAUGCGAUGCUGUGCCGUCCAUCCUCCUGAGGCGGGGCAUUUGAG